AGUCUCGCGGAACUCUAGGCUUCGCAGGGCCUUGCGGCGUCGCCGGAAGUGACGCAAGUCAGUCGGGCGGGCCCGCGCGUCCCGUCGAGCCUUGCGGCGGCGGGAAGAUGGCGGCGGCGGGAGCGUUAGAGAAGAGUUUCGUGGAGGUGUGCGGUGCCGAGCGGGAGACACAGCGGCGCUUUCGGGACUUCACCGUCUGCGGCUCCGAACUUGUGGGUUUAUCAGGAGCUGUGAAAUAUGUCGAGAGUGCUGGUGGCUUCUAUUAUAUGGAAAGCAGCAAGUUGUUCUCUGUCACCAGAAACAGGUUCAUUCAUUGGGUUACCUCAGGCGAUACUUUAGAGCUGGUGGAGGAAUCUCUGGACAUAAAUCUUCUGAAUAAUGCCAUCCGCCUCAGAUUCCAAAAUUGUAAUGUCUUACCUGGAGGCGUUCAUGUCUCUGAGACUCAAAAUCAUGUGAUCAUUUUGAUUUUAACCAAUCACACAGUACACAGAUUAAUACUGCCUCACCCUUCCCGGAUGUACAGGAGUGAGUUGGUAACUGAAAGUCAAAUGCAGUCAAUAUUCACUGAUAUUGGGAAAGUUGAUUUUAGUGAUCCUUGCAACUGCCAGUUAAUUCCUACAGUUCCUGGCCUGGCACCCAAUUCUACCACUUCAGUAGCCUGGCUUAGCAGUGAGGGGGAAGCAAUGUUUGCUCUGCCUUCUGCUUCCGGGGGAUUAUUUGUCCUGAAACUACCUCCUCAUGAUAUACCUGGUACUGUGUCAGUUGUAGAAUUGAAACAGAGCUCAGUAAUGCAACGUUUGCUCACAGGAUGGAUGCCAACAGCUAUCAGGGGUGACCAGAGCCCUUCUGACCGCCCCGUAAGUCUCUCUGUUCACUGUGUGGAGCACGAUGCCUUCAUCUUUGCACUUUGCCAGGAUCACAAGCUCCGGAUGUGGUCUUACAAGGACCAAAUGUGCCUGAUGGUAGCUGACAUGCUAGAAUAUGUGCCUGUGAAUAAAGACCUGAGACUGGCAGCUGGGACUGGCCACAAAUUGCGCCUUGCCUAUUCCCCCUCCAUGGGACUCUGCCUGGGUGUCUAUAUGCAUGCACCAAAACAGGGGCAGUUCUGCGUUUUCCAGUUGGUGAGCACUGAAAAUAACCGCUACAGUCUAGAUCACAUUUCCUCAUUAUUCACAUCUCAGGAGACACUGAUUGACUUUACCUUGACAUCCACUGAUAUCUGGGCACUGUGGCAUGAUGUUGAGAACCAAACAAUUGUGAAAUACAUCAAUUUUGAACAUAAUGUUGCAGGACAGUGGAACCCAGUUUUCAUGCAGUCUCUGCCAGAGGAGGAAGUCACUAUCAGAGAUGACCAAGACCCAAGAGAGACCUAUCUAGAGAGUCUUUUCACGCCUGGACGAUUCACAAAUGCUGCUAUUUUCAAAGCUUUACAGAUUUUCCGUCGCGGAACAGAGAGGAAUUUGGAUCUUUCCUGGAGUGAGCUAAAGAAAGAAGUUACUUUAGCUGUUGAAAAUGAGCUCCAGGCAAGUGUAACAGAGUACGAAUUCUCACAGGAAGAGUUUCGACAGUUACAAGUUGAAUUCUGGUCCAAGUUCUAUGCCUGCUGUCUUCAGUACCAAGAAGCACUUUCCCGUCCUCUUGCACUGCAUAUGAAUCCUCAUGCAAAUAUGGUGUGCCUGUUAAAAAAAGGGUUCCUGUCAUUUCUUGUGCCCUGUGCUCUAGUGGAUCAUCUCUAUCUUUUGCCUGAUGAGAAUCUUUUGACAGAGGAUGAGACCACCAUUUCUGACGAUUUAGAUAUUGCACGUGAUGUUAUAUGUCUUGUCAAAUGCCUCCGAUUGAUUGGGGAAUCCAUUUCUCUGGAAAUGUCUUUCAUGAUGGAAAUGGCUUGCUACCACCUUCAGUCUCCUGAGAGGGCAGCAGAACAGAUUCUGGAAGACUUGAUCGCGAAUGAUGUAGAAAAUGUGAUGGAGGACAUCUGCAGUAAACUUCAGGAGAUCAGGAAUCCAGUCCAUGCAAUUGGACUUCUUAUACGGGAAAUGGACUAUGAGACAGAAAUCGAAAUGGAAAAGGGGUUCAAUCCUACUCAGCCCCUUAACAUUCGAAUGAACCUCGCUCAGCUUUAUGGCAGUGGUACAACAGGGAAUGUGGUUUGCAGAGGUGUGUGUAAAAUUGCUAGUACUCGCUUCCUUAUCUGCCGAGACCUGUUGAUCCUGCAGCAGCUAUUGAUGAGGCUAGGAGAUGCUGUGCUUUUGGGAGGGAAUCAACUAUUCCAGUCUCAGCAAGACCUUCUUCAUCGGACAGCCCCCUUGCUGUUGUCGUAUUACCUCAUAAAGUGGGGAAGUCAGUGCUUGGCUUCGGAGGUUCCAGUCGAUACACUGGAGUCCAAUCUACAACAUUUAUCUGUAUUAGAGCUGACAGACUCCAACACUUUGACUUCACAUAAACUUGUGUCCAACCCUCAGACAAUUGUGGAGUUAUUUUUCCAAGAAGUGGCGAGAAAACACAUCCUAUCUCAUCUCUUCUCCCAACCAAAGGCUCCUCUUACUCAAACUGAUGUGAAUUGGCCUCAGCUGGUUACAACAAUUACCAAUUUUUUCUUACAGCUUUUGUGGCCCAGCAAUCCUGGAUGCAUCUUCCCAGAGUGUUUGAUGGGAAGCUGUCAAUACACACAGUUACAGGAAUACAUUCGCCUGCUACAGCCUUGGUGUCAAGUGAGUGUUGGCUCCUGCCGUUUUAUGAUGGGCCGGUGCUACCUGGUUAUGGGAGAAGGACAUAAGGCUCUGGAAUGUUUUUGCCAAGCUGCAUCUGAAGUGGGCAGAGAAGAAUUCUUAGAUCGAUUGAUCCGCACAGAGGACGGGGAGAUCGUUUCUACUCCCCGACUACAGUAUUAUGAUAAGGUUUUGCGAUUAUUGGAUGUGGUUGGUUUGCCUGAACUAGUGAUUCAAUUGGCUACGUUAGCAAUAACUGAAGCAGGUGAUGACUGGAAAAGCCAGGCUACUUUGAGGACAUGCAUUUUCAAACAUCACUUGGAUUUAGGACACAAUAAUGAAGCCUAUGAGGCCUUAACUCAGAAUCCAGACCCCAGCAGGCAGCUAGAUUGCUUGCGACAGUUGGUGGUAGUCCUCUGUGAACGUUCCCAGCUCCAGGAUCUGGUGGAGUUUCCAUAUGUGAACCUGCAUAAUGAGGUUGUGGGGAUAAUUGAAUCACGUGCCCGAGCAGUAGAUCUGAUGACUCAUAAUUACUAUGAGCUCCUGUAUGCCUUCCACAUCUAUCGGCACAACUACCGAAAGGCUGGCACGGUGAUGUUUGAGUAUGGCAUGCGUCUUGGCAGAGAAGUUCGCACUCUCCGGGGACUUGAGAAACAAGGCAACUGUUACCUGGCAGCCAUCAACUGCCUGAGGCUGAUUCGUCCAGAAUACGCGUGGAUUGUGCAGCCAGCAUCUGGGGCAGUGUACGAGCGCCCUGGAGCCUCCCCAAAAAGGAAUCAUGAUGGAGAGUGCACAGCUGUCCCAACGAGCCGACAAGUUGAAAUCUUGGAACUAGAAGACCUAGAGAGGGAGUGUUCCUUAGCCCGCAUUCGCCUCACUCUGGCUCAGCAUGACCCAACAGCCGUUGCCAUUGCGGGAAGCUCAUCAGCAGAGGAAAUGGUCACUCUCUUGGUGCAGGCUGGCCUUUUUGACACAGCCAUCUCGCUCUGCCAAACUUUUAAACUGUCCCUAACACCGGUCUUUGAGGGACUCGCUUUCAAGUGCAUCAAAUUGCAAUUUGGUGGGGAGGCAGCACAGGCAGAGGCAUGGGCUUGGUUAGCAGCCAAUCAGCUUUCAUCUGUCAUCACCACCAAGGAAUCCAGUGCUACUGAUGAAGCUUGGCGGUUGUUAUCAUCUUACCUGGAAAAAUACAAGUGCCAAAAUAACUUGUAUCACCAUUGUGUUAUCAACAAGCUAUUGUCCCAUGGGGUUCCACUGCCCAAUUGGCUUAUCAAUAGUUACAAGAAGGUUGAUGCUGCUGAAUUACUCCGUCUAUACUUAAACUAUGACCUUUUAGAAGAAGCUGUGGAUUUGGUUUCGGAGUAUGUUGAUGCUGUACUGGGGAAAGGACAUCAAUACUUUGGAAUUGAGUUUCCACUGUCUGCAACCUCUCCGAUGGUGUGGCUUCCAUACUCUGCCAUUGACCAGCUUCUUCAAUCACUGGGAGAAAACAGUGCCAACACACACAAUCUUGCUUUGCACCAGAAAAUACUUGACAAAUUGAAUGACUACCAGGAAAAGGUGGAUCGGGCAACAAGGGAUGUGUUGUAUCGACGACAUCCUAACCUUUGCAACCUCUUGGUGCCUCACAGGGCUUGAGACUUUACUCUCCAAGAACCCUGCACUCAAGGCUGAUUUCUGUAAACUGUAAAUGAUAUGUACAAUUUUAGGCCUGAAUCCAGCUAGAGGCCAGGAAGGCAGAAGUCAUGCAGAGGUCCUUGUACUCACUGGGCUGGCGGUGCUAAUACACAAUUUCUGGUUUUCAAUAUUGGUCUGAAGCAGCUGCUUUUGUACAUGAUUCAGGAGCUUUUGUAGAGUUUAUAUUUUUUUAAAUUACUGAAGACAUUGUUUAUCUGCAAAUUAAAAACCACCUUCAACCAAGAAAACAGGCUGGUGAUUUGUUGGAGUAAACAGCCGAUAUCAGCCACUGCAAACCCUGCCGUUCCCCAUCACGUUUUGUAGUUCAGCAGAAUCAUUUUGAACCAGAACUGACAUGUAUUUUCCAUACAAAAAAACAGCCUGAAAACGUUGCUCCCUUUCUUGGCCCUUCAUUUAUUGUGGGAUUGUGGGAUUGUUGUUUUCGUAUGACCUUCAAUAAAAUGUAAAACAUCUUGCCCAAGCCAAGACUAAACUAACAAGCAGGUGUUUAAAGAAGAUGACAUGUGCCGAUUUUGACCCUGAAGCCAAAUUUGAAAACAACUCUUGAUUUUAUCUGAUGAAGAUGUUGCAAGUUUCAAAGUCCAGCUUACAUAAAAAUAUUGAAUUUCUACAUUCAGUUCUGUCACAAUGUACUGUGUCAAUCUACUAUAACCAGGCUGGGUGUGAGUCAUUGAUUGAUUCCAUUCAAGUCUUACUGAGGGAUGGACCAAAAUGUAAACUUCCCUGGUCGGAGGCAUUGAUGCCUCAAGAUUUUGAAAGAAGAAAGAAGAUAGGAAAAUCUUCUGUGAUUUUAUUCUGUAUAUUAAAAUUUAUUGAUCAUCAUCUUUUA
Molecule: messenger RNA, 5235 nt
Organism: Trichosurus vulpecula (common brushtail)
Lineage: Eukaryota; Metazoa; Chordata; Mammalia; Diprotodontia; Phalangeridae
Gene: NUP160
Product: nucleoporin 160
Exons: 36
Coding region: 108-4346 (1412 amino acids)
Cellular component (GO): nuclear pore
Molecular function (GO): structural constituent of nuclear pore
Source: RefSeq, a predicted model, not a curated record